CACGACGCACAUCCAUCAGCUCAACCUCAUUUUUUCCUUUCUCCUCGAGGAACUUUUACUGUCUGUGGAGCAACAAGCGGAGGAAGAAAACACAGGGGACCAUGAAGUUGUCAACAAUUCGCAGCGCUUGUGGAAGUCUUCSACUGUACACAUCCCGUCAGGGAAGCAGAUUCAGCGGUCUGUCGCGGAGAUGCUUACCGGUUGGGUUGACCGAUAACCGGAUGACCCUGUGUGUUCGCGCUACCUCCAGCAGCAGCAGCGGGACCAGCCCAACAUUAACUAUUAACUUCGAAAAACAAGAAGAAAACUGGUCCAAGUACAACAAGGAGGUGGUUCAGAGUGCUAAAGAAGCAAUGGUGACUCUGCUGAGAAGAAACCCAGAAAUCCAGCCGUUGUUAGCAAUUCUCCAGUCAGGUGAAGAUCACGGCUUUUUGGAGAUCAAUAAGAAAAUUGCAUGCAAGAUCGGCCUGAAUGUCACUCAGAUUUGUUUGGCAGAGGAGUGCCACGAAGAUGAGAUUGUAGCAGAGUUGCUGAAGCUCAACAGCGACCCUAAAGUGCACGGGGUCUGCCUCCACCUCCCUCCGGCUUCUCUCACCAGUCGAGUGCUCGACACGCUCAGUCCGGAGAAGGAUGUCGAUGGCCUGACAGAUUUGAACAUGGGCCGUUUGUUGCGAGGAGACCUGAGUAAAAGUUUUGUGCCUCCUACAGCUGGUGCUAUUUUAGAUCUGCUGGGGAAACAUGAUGCUCCUUUGAAAGAGAAAUCUGUGUUGUUGGUUGGAGAAGGACCCCUCAGGUUGACCCUACAAUGCCUGAUUGAAAGAGGUGGCAUGGUGGCAGAUACAAGUCAUUGGAACUCCAAGAGUUUGCAGAAGCAGGUGAUGCAUUCGGAUGUGGUGGUUCUGUUAGGUGCAGGAAACAUGGAUGUUCCGCCCACCUGGGCCCGACCAGAGACCGUUAUCAUUCGCUGCGAGUCGACAGUGGUGUCGGAUGAUGGCACUGGUUUGUCCUCAAGAUCUGGUUUAGGAUACCUCACAGCUGCUUACAGAUCACARAAUGUGAUACAUAGCUGCAGUCGAUGGCUCCAGAAGCAGCAGUACAGACCCUGGCAUCUCCGAAACCUCAAACUGCAACCCCUGACCCCCGUGCCAAGUGACAUACAAAUAUCCAGAGCCCAGACACCUAAACCUGUGGAUCAGCUCGCUGAGGAAAUUGGUUUGCUGCCGGAGGAGCUUGAAGCUUACGGCAGGAACAAAGCCAAAGUCCAGCUGUCCCUGUUAAAUCGCCUCCAAUCACAGCCCRAUGGCAAAUAUGUCCUUGUUGCCGGUAUAACUCCAACACCACUGGGUGAGGGUAAAAGCACGGUGACCAUCGGUCUAGUCCAGGCCAUGUCUGCCCACCUCAAGCUCAACUCCUUCGCUUGUCUCAGACAGCCUUCCCAGGGCCCCACUUUUGGGGUUAAAGGGGGAGCUGCAGGAGGGGGCUAUGCCCAGGUCAUACCCAUGGAGGAGUUUAAUCUGCAUCUGACUGGUGACAUCCAUGCCAUCACAGCAGCCAAUAACCUGGUGGCAGCAGCCAUCGAUGCCAGGAUGCUCCAUGAGAAAACACAAUCAGACAAGGCCCUUUUCAGUAGACUGGUUCCUGCAGUGAACGGAGUCAGAAGGUUCUCUCCCAUCCAGAUCUCCAGGCUGCAUCGUCUCGGUAUUGAUAAAUCAGAUCCUGCAUCUCUCACACCAGAAGAAGUCAGCGCCUUCGUACGUUUGGAUCUUGAUCCGUCCAAAAUCACCUGGCAGAGAGUUGUUGACACGAAUGAUCGUUUCUUGAGGAAAAUCACAGUCGGACAGGCAAGCACUGAAAAAGGACAAAUCAGAGAGACUGGCUUUGACAUCGCUGUGGCCAGUGAGAUCAUGGCUAUCYUGGCUCUGUCCGACAGCCUGAAGGACAUGAAGAACAGGCUGGCGCGCAUGGUGGUGGGAACCAGCCGCUCCGGGGAACCCGUCACAGCAGAGGACCUGGGUGUGAGUGGAGCUCUGGCUGUGUUGAUGAAAGACGCCAUCAAACCGACGCUGAUGCAGACCCUUGAGGGCACUCCAGUGUUUGUCCACGCCGGGCCAUUCGCCAACAUCGCCCAUGGAAACUCUUCAGUGCUGGCAGACAAGCUGGCCUUGAAGCUGGUUGGACGGGACGGCUUUGUUGUGACCGAAGCAGGUUUUGGAGCAGACAUUGGAAUGGAGAAAUUCUUCAACAUCAAAUGUCGAGCUUCAGGUUUGAGGCCCAGCGUGGUGGUGCUGGUUGCAACGGUUCGAGCGCUAAAGAUGCACGGCGGUGGCCCAAAUGUGUCAGCUGGUACACCUCUUCCCAAAGAGUACAUUCAUGAGAAUCUGAGCCUAGUUGAAGGUGGCUGUCACAGCAACCUMAGGAAGCAGAUCCAGAUCGCUCACCUGUUUGGAGUACCUGUAGUGGUGGCGCUGAAUGUCUUCAAGACGGACACUCAGGCAGAGAUUGACCUCGUGUGCCAGAUAGCGAAGGAGUGCGGGGCGUCUGGCGCCGUGCCGUGUCAUCACUGGUCGCAGGGGGGCCGAGGUUGUUUAGAGCUGGCCCAGGCUGUGAGCGAAGCAGCACACCGACCUUCAGACUUCCAGUUCCUCUACAACAUCGAGAUGCCCGUGGUGGAGAAGAUCAGAACAAUAGCCCAGAAAGUGUAUGGAGCCGAUGACAUCGAGCUGUCUCCAGAGGCCAAGAGCAAGAUCGAUUACUACAAUCAACAAGGCUAUGGUUCGUUACCCAUCUGCAUGGCUAAGACCCACCUGUCCCUUUCCCACAUGCCUGAAAAGAAGGGGGCACCCACUGGAUUCGUUUUGCCAAUCAGAGACGUCCGAGCUAGUAUUGGGGCAGGCUUCAUCUACCCACUUGUGGGAACAAUGAGUACAAUGCCAGGCCUCCCCACCCGACCCUGUUUCUACGACAUAGACCUGGACCCGGUCACCGAGGAGAUCUCGGGGCUCUUCUGAGCGAUGACAUCCCUAAAGGAUCCUCUGCUUGAUGAAUGAGUGCUGUGAUGUUUCACAGUUAAAAACAUCAAACAGAAACCAAAGUGCCUCUGUGUCAAAAUAAGUAUGUUAUAUCUGCGCUACAAAAUGCAACAAACAGUGACUCAGCAGUUCUCGUGGCUGACUCUUUCAGUUAAAAUCACAUUUUGARUGAGCAGUCUGGGGGGAAAGCAAAACAAAAUUAUUUUAGAUUAAAGUUUAAGUAUUGUGUUUUAUGUGGGGAUAAAAAAGCGUCAAGCUGAAGCUGGAUUUGCACAUCAAAGAUCUGCAGUCUGAAAGAUGUUCUCUACCUCUGUGUCCACUCGUUUCAGUUUUAUAAUAAAGUUUUAGUCUGCCUUACUUUAUUUUGUUUUCCUAAAGUUUUAAUAUCCUUUAUUAUUUUUAAAAGAAAGCUGACUUAAAUGUUUUAAUAAUGAUGCAAAGAAAUGUUUUUAACAGUAAAUAAGCUGCUGGGGCAAGGCUCACAAAGCUGUUAUAAAGUUCAUGUAAUGUUUGGGUUAAACAUGCUGACUCAGCAUUAAGACUUGUUUUUUUUAGUCAUAAUUUUAUUCCAUGUUUUUUGGACUAACUGCCUCAACAUUUUUAGACUGUUUUGUCUGUUCAACUCUUCAGAACAUUAUAUUCCAACUAUUCCUAGCUUUUGUACUUUAUGAAUUAUUUAACUUAUUUACUUAUUUUUCUUCUCAUUGAGUAUUAAGUGUUUUUUUUUUAAUGUUUAAAAUUUUUUUAUGGUAUUUAAAAUUUACUUCAGCGUACCUGCUCUCUUUCUGUCUUUUUUGUCUUAUCUGUCCUUCAGCAUCUUUUUGUCUUUUUUUUUUCUUUUUACCUUUUUGUCUCCUUAUUUUCCUCUUUGUCUUUAUUCAUCAUUCUUGAUCUUCAAAACCUCCUUAUGCUUUUCCUGUUUUCGUGCUUUUUGUUUCACAGAAAAUGUUUCUUUUUGUAGUUUCAGUUAUGAAUCCAUAAGUGUUAUUUGUCAUUUAACAGUUUAAUUUGAUUUAUUGUUGUUAUUAUUUGCAUCUGUUUGGUAGUUUCUACUUUUCUUUUGACUUGUGACUGAACCUCCAGGUAAAGUUAAAGAGCUUUAAUCAUCUGAAAACACUUUGGAAUAAAACUUUUUACCAA
Austrofundulus limnaeus is the source of this 4169-nucleotide messenger RNA. It is a transcript of the gene mthfd1l, whose product is annotated as methylenetetrahydrofolate dehydrogenase (NADP+ dependent) 1 like. NCBI's taxonomy places the organism in Eukaryota, Metazoa, Chordata, Actinopteri, Cyprinodontiformes, Rivulidae. Gene Ontology annotation, cellular component: cytosol. Gene Ontology annotation, biological process: tetrahydrofolate interconversion. Gene Ontology annotation, molecular function: ATP binding; methylenetetrahydrofolate dehydrogenase (NADP+) activity; methenyltetrahydrofolate cyclohydrolase activity. The record is from RefSeq and is a predicted model, not a curated record. The coding region runs from base 102 to 3008 and encodes 968 amino acids. The transcript has 28 exons.